AUGAAUAAACUGCUUUUACUUUUCCUUAUUUGUACCUUCAAAAUAUGGACUGAAAACGCCAAAGCCUCAAAAUUUGAAUAUUCUAAGAGAAAAAGAAAUGGCAAUCCAAUGAAAGAUAACAGAUUAAAUAAUGGUGACCUGAAUCAUUACAGUUUUCUAAUGUUGCAGAAGGAAAAUGAUGAGAAAAGUACAAACGAUAAUGAUAACAACUCGAAGAAGGAAAAAGAAGGAGAAGAGAAUAAUAAUCAAAAAGAAAAAAAAAAUGAAGAAAACAAUGCAAAUGAAAAAAAAAAUGAAGAAAACAAUGCAAGUGAAAAAAAGAAUGAUCAAAAUAAUUCAAAUGAAAGAAAAAAUGAUCAGAAUAAUUCAAAUGAAAAAAAAAAUGAAGAAGAUAAUACGCAGAAGAGAGGACCUGUACAACCAGAAGAAAAAAUUAAUAAAGAAAAUUUAUUAGAAUAUGGUACACAUGAUAAAGAUGGCCAUUUUAUCCCUUCAUAUAAAACAUUAACUAAUGAAAUUCUAUCAACAAAUAAUUCACUUGAAAAGGCAUCGAAUUUUCUAAAAAUCGCAUGUUCGCAUGUCAUGAAAAUUGUGGAAUUUAUCCCAGAAUCUAAAUUGUCAUCUCAGUAUAUAAAAGUGGAGUCAAAAAAUGUGUACAUAAAGGAUAUCAGUACGGAAUGUCAAAAUAUUUUUUUUUCCCUUGAAAAACUAACUAUGACUAUGAUUAUUUUGAAUUCAAAGAUGAACAAGUUGGUAUAUGUUCAGGAAAAAUAA
This is a messenger RNA of Plasmodium gonderi, 774 nucleotides long. RefSeq lists its product as hypothetical. The coding region runs from base 1 to 774 and encodes 257 amino acids. The record is from RefSeq and is a predicted model, not a curated record. Lineage: Eukaryota; Apicomplexa; Aconoidasida; Haemosporida; Plasmodiidae. The transcript has 2 exons.